AAUGAUUUUGUCUCCCUAGUUCUAGUGUAUGCCUAGUAUUUACCAAUUACCAAAUCCUGUCAAUUUAAAAUAAUAUUUAGAUUUUAGAGUGAUGAAAUUGAAACUGAAAGUUGAAUUGAGUUAAUAUGAAUAAAGUAUUUAAUACCUAAAUGAAAUUGUGAGGAGAAUGUAGCUUUUCAUAAUAUGUAUACCUACUACUUUAUUGAAUUAUUAUAAUUUUACAUCUGUGCUUGGUAUUAGGAAGAUUGAUAUAAAUUUCAAUGAACAACAAGUAAUAAGUACUUACAAAAAAAAAAUCAAGAAUUUUAUAGGCAACAUUAAGAUUGUUUAUGUCAUAGUUUGAUAAUAUUGAUGUAUAAUAUUAUUAAUUUGUAAAUAUUGGACUAAAUUAUGGAGAACACAGAGGCUUCUCUAAAUGAAUACAAAAAUCAGUUGCUCAUAGUUAAACAGAAUUUAGAGACAACAGCUGAUUCAAAUCAACGUAAAUCUUUAUUAGAACUGCAAUCAGAGUUAGAACAAUUAAUUGCUUUGACAGAAGAGAGUUUGGAUGUUCAUAAUGAUAAUAAUAAACCUAAAGAUGAUUUGGAUGAUGAAUAUAAAUUAUUUAUGCAAGAAAUGGAGCAAACCGGAGCAUAUAAUGGUGACCCAAAUAAGUCAGAAACCAAUAUUCAAAAUGGAGACAGUGAUAUAGAGGAUGAGUUGGCUUCCUUACUUGGAAUGAAGUGUGCUGUUUACCAUACACAUACAUGGGGAGGGCAGCCCACCUUACACAAUGCAAUGGUUAGCUCGGUAGUGCCUCGUCAGGAAGAUGAUAAGUUUAGUGAUUUACAGGUCAGGGUGUUGUUCACUCAUCCAACUCAUACUGAAAUGAUACCAUGUCCAUAUUAUUUGAACGGAGACUGUAAAUUUGAUGAUGAUCAAUGUAGAUAUUCACAUGGUUCCAUAGUUCAAUUAUCUAAUUUAAAGGAAGCUAUUGAGCCCAACUUUGAAGGUCUGAAAGUGGGUAGUCGGAUAUUAUUAAAACUUAAAGCGCCAGAUGAGGAGGUAAAAAGUACAGCCAAAAUGUCGACAGAGAAAUACCACUUGUGGCAUAGAGCGAUUGUGAAGACGAUAGAUAUGGAGAAGAGAUGUUGUGUGGCUAAAUUGGAGCAGGGUGUCAAAUGUGGGGAGAAGAGGAAAUCUAUUAGUGACCAACAGUUUGUCCACUUUGAGGAGAUAUUCCCGCUGAGCAAUGAUAAUGAUGAGAGCAGUGAUUCAGAGGACAGUUUGAGUGACACUGAAUAUCCUUCAAGUAAAAUGUCUCAUAGUGAGAGUUAUCAAGCAGCACUCGUGGAGAAAAGCCUGCAGCACCCGGCGCCGGCCAUGGGAGGCUGGGAACAACACACAAGAGGCAUGGGAUCGAAGUUAAUGAUGGCUAUGGGCUACGUGCCCGGUACUGGGCUAGGGGCGACCGGUGACGGCCGGUUAGAGCCUGUUGAGGCGAGAAUGGUACCCCUCGGCAAAUCUCUGGAUCACUGCAUGGAGAUCUCCCAGCGAGCCGCAGGGCAGGACCCGCUCAAGAUUGAACAAAUGAUGAAACGACGACAAAAAAAAGAAGAAGAAAGAAAUAAGCGAGCUUAUGAAAGAGAGAAAGAGAGGGAGCGUCGGAAUGUGUUCAACUUUUUGAAUAAAACUAUAGGAGACAGUGCUGGUACAUGUGAAACGUCGUCGUCGACCUCCAUCGACAUCAAACAAACGAGCAGCAAGGAGCUCAACAUAGAACGGUUCAAAAUUGAAGAAGGGUCUAGGAAAAUAGAGAAUGAAAUUAGCAAACUAAAAACUAUUUUAGCUAAGUAUCCUCAGGGAUCUAACGGUCAUAGGAGUGUGAGUUUGCAAAUAUCAGAGAAAAACAGAGAGUUAGGAGUACUUAAGCAGCAAGAGACACAAAUCAACAGAGAACAGAAGAAUAGAAAGGACAAACAAAAAAUGACGGUAUUCUAACAUAAUAACGCGUGUGCUUGUUGUGGUCAAUCAAAAUAUACCACUUGGUGGUGUCCGUUUAGUUUAAGUUAUUAAUAAUGUCAAUAAAAUUAUACCUUGAAGUUAUUUAUUAAA
Leptidea sinapis is the source of this 2094-nucleotide messenger RNA. RefSeq names its product zinc finger CCCH-type with G patch domain-containing protein. Gene Ontology annotation, molecular function: RNA polymerase II cis-regulatory region sequence-specific DNA binding; metal ion binding; DNA-binding transcription factor activity, RNA polymerase II-specific. Gene Ontology annotation, cellular component: nucleus. The record is from RefSeq and is a predicted model, not a curated record. Gene Ontology annotation, biological process: negative regulation of DNA-templated transcription; regulation of transcription by RNA polymerase II. NCBI's taxonomy places the organism in Eukaryota, Metazoa, Arthropoda, Insecta, Lepidoptera, Pieridae. The transcript is spliced from 10 exons. Bases 391 to 1980 code for a protein of 529 amino acids.